This is a messenger RNA of Chara braunii, 1669 nucleotides long. NCBI's taxonomy places the organism in Eukaryota, Viridiplantae, Streptophyta, Charophyceae, Charales, Characeae. The record is from the annotation of a GenBank genome assembly.
GCGCGUCACAGAAUUCACCAUCUGCGUCGAAGUCAGUUGGUGUGUUAUCUCCUUCGUUGCGGGGCGCAUGUACUCGCGGAAUCGAAGCGGAAAGGUCGGUAGUCGGCAUGGUAAGUGGUCCAAUUGCGGUCUGUAUUGGAUGGAAGGGACAAGUGGGAACCAGUACGUACAACAUGCCGGACCGAGCGUGCCUUAUCCUGUUGCUGCAGGGCCGGCCGCGCACCUUGCGCCGCCAGGAGUGUCUCCUUUAUACUAUGGCAGUGGGCAGGUGCACGCGCCUCUAAGCACUCACGUGCAAUCAGCCCCAGCUCCGGCUCCGUCGGCAACUCCGACUCCUAUGCAGUACCAACCAGUACUCAAUCAGUGGAGCGCACAACCCUGGGGUCUACCCCACUGGGGUCCACCCCAGCAGCAGCCUGCUCCAGUUCCUUGGGUAAGCAACGCACCAUGGAUGGCAAGUGUCCCAUUCCCUCAGGUGCCUAUAGCGGUACAACCUGUUCAACAGCCUGCUCAGGUGGCGAUUCAGCCGCAACAGCCUCUUGCUCAAUCGAAUCCACAUGGCUUUUAUGGUGGACAGGGUGGUAGCUCGACAUCAAGCGGAGGGGGCAAAGGACAUGCCGCGAAUAAUUUUCCCGGACCGGGAAAUCGCGCGUACUUCGCCAAGGAGUAUAUGGAGAUACUGGAGAGCAUCAAGUCCAACAAAGCAAUUGAUGAAGCCAGGAAGAAACUUGUCGGCCCAAGAACUGGGGCUGUCAAGAGGAGUGGCACGCGGAGCUUUGAGCAUCCCGAUGAAAGCAGUAAAGAUGGUGCGCGUUCCGAAAAGAGCGAGGAUAUGAAAGCGUGGGUUACCUCCACGCUGGGCGAGUCCUUGAAACUCAUCAAUGCGAAAUUAGACGAUGUUGACAAGAAGUCCAAGCUGGAUGCCACUGAGCGUGAGGAGCUGGAGCGCCUCCGACGAGAAGUGCAAGGCGGUAAUAAGGAACAGUCGAGCAAUGAGAAGCGCAAGAGAAGUGGAGUCCGCACUCCGAUGGAGAACUCCCCGUCUGCUGCACGCGCCAGACAGAGGUCAAAGGGCAGUUCGAAAACCAAGCCAAAACGCAUCGAGUUGUCUGAUGAUGAAGGUCCUUCAGGCACUAAGCAAAACUUGCAGACCAAGCUCGAAAGCAUAAGCAGCGAACUGUCGGACAUUAAGCGGAUGCUCGAGGCACUUAUGUGCGGCUUGCCUGAUCCGAAAGGAAAGGCGAAAGUAGUCCUGCGAGAAGAGAAGGAACAGUUGGAGGAAGAGGUUCCCGAAGAAGUGAAUGUAGCACAGAACGCUCACGACAACGGUGAGGAGGAAGAUCCUGACGAUGACGGAUUUGCAGCGUAUAUGAAGGUGCGCGCAGACUUCUACGGAUCCCUACACUACACCCGAGUACAGGAGUUGUGCAGAGAACACGAUAUCGAGUACUUCAAGAAGGAUGUUGCAGUCUGGGAACUCACGAGACAAGACUUGCAAGAGUAUGCCGACUCACUCAGGGAGGAACGGGGAACUCGGAAGAAGGAUAUUACCGAGGAAGCCUACCGUGAUGAUGGUGGCGAAGAUCAAGACAGAGUGAAGAGAAACUAAUCCUUGGUAGCAUCAGGUCGAUUCGUCAUGCUGUCGCUCGAAUUAUCAGUGCAAAAAGGA